AUGACUUCAAAGAAUAAAUUAACAACAGAUUCAUUAGACACAUCAUCUACUUCAGCUCAUUUUGGACAACUUGUUUGGGCUAAGUUGGGAUCAGCACCGUUUUGGCCUGCUGUCAUAUUCACGGAAGAAAAUCAAGAGUGGAUUCGUCAUAAAGGGCAAUCUAGUUAUGUACAUGUUUUCUUUUUUGGUGAAACUGCUGAACGAAGUUGGAUUCAACAAACGCGGGUUUUACCAUUUAUUGGAACGGCAAAAUUUUCUCAGCAACGAAAGGGGUGGCUUCGUAAAACGAAAAAAAGAACACACGAAGAACAAAAAUUAACAUUGAAAGAUAAAAAAAAUUUAAAUAUUGCAAUUCAACAAACUGUUAAAUUAUCACAAUUUUCAUUACAAAAACGUAUUAUCGUCCUUAAAAACGAAUGGUGGUAUUGGGAUGAAAUUAAUCAAUCCCAAUCGAUUAAUGAGGCGCCAACUAGAGAAACUAUUAUUAACGAAGACAUAUCAACACUAUUAAGAGCGCAAGAAAAUGAUACUGAAGACAUUUUAGAAUUGUUUAGUACGAAUCCAGAGGAGCUAAAUGAUAUAGUUUGUUUAUCCGAUAUGUCUACAGAGAAAAAUGAAGUCCAACCUUGUUUAACACACACUUCAUCUGUUUGUUUUCAUCCGUUAACAUCAUACGAAGAAGAAACAAUAAAUCGUGAGAUGAUUUCAUCAUCCAAUCAUUCAUUUUCAGCAUGCCGCAGUCUUGCUGAAAAAGAAUAUUUACAUUGUAUUCAAAAUAAUUUCCCAUCAACAACCGUUAUAUCAGAACAUUGGUUCUAUCUGUUUGUUUUUCGUCAUUGUGAACGAUUAUCACGUGCGUUUCCCAAAUGGAUUGAUGACAUGAAUCUUCUAUUAGAACAAUCUCUGUUUCUUUCUCCAAUGCAUCAAUCACAGAUACAAUCAAUUAUUAUUCUGUUUAGUCAAUACAAUAAUAAUCAUCAACAACAGUAA
Molecule: messenger RNA, 990 nt
Organism: Rotaria socialis
Lineage: Eukaryota; Metazoa; Rotifera; Eurotatoria; Philodinida; Philodinidae
Source: the annotation of a GenBank genome assembly